Messenger RNA from Mirounga angustirostris (Northern elephant seal), 1818 nucleotides. It is a transcript of the gene TSPAN15, whose product is annotated as tetraspanin 15. NCBI's taxonomy places the organism in Eukaryota, Metazoa, Chordata, Mammalia, Carnivora, Phocidae. The transcript is spliced from 8 exons. Gene Ontology annotation, cellular component: plasma membrane. The record is from RefSeq and is a predicted model, not a curated record. The coding region runs from base 159 to 1019 and encodes 286 amino acids.
GGGCCGCGGCUGUGAUUGCGGCCAGCCCAUGUCAGUCCCGGAGCCGGCGCGAGUGGAGGGGCGCGCGGCCGGGCUGGCGGCCGCAGGAGGGGCUGCUCACGGCGACGGACCUAGCCCGGGAGCCCCGGAGCCCCGGAGCCCCGCGGAGAGUGCCCAGGAUGCCCCGCGGGGACUCCGAGCAGGUGCGCUACUGCGCGCGCCUCUCUUACCUCUGGCUCAAGUUCUCGCUGGUCAUCUACUCCACGGUGUUCUGGCUGAUUGGAGCCUUGGUCCUGUCGGUGGGAAUCUAUGCAGAGGUGGAACGACAGAAAUAUAAGACCCUUGAAAGUGCCUUUCUGGCCCCGGCCAUCAUCCUCAUCCUCCUGGGUGUCAUCAUGUUCAUUGUCUCCUUCAUUGGCGUGCUGGCUUCCCUCCGUGACAACCUGUGCCUUCUCCAAGCUUUUAUGUACAUCCUUGGGAUUUGCCUCAUAAUUGAGCUCAUCGGUGGCGUGGUGGCCUUGAUCUUCCGGAACCAGACCAUCGACUUUCUGAAUGACAACAUUCGAAGAGGAAUCAAGAACUACUAUGACGAUCUGGACUUCAAAAACAUCAUGGACUUUGUUCAGAAGGAGUUCAAGUGCUGUGGCGGGGAAGACUACCGGGAUUGGAGCAAAAACCAGUAUCACGACUGCAGUGCCCCCGGGCCGCUGGCCUGUGGGGUGCCCUACACCUGCUGCAUCAGAAACACGGUACCCACCCCGGCCUGGCACCCGCCUCUCGUCUUUCAGGAAAGGGGGCGGGCAGGAGGUGGUGGUCAUUGCCAAGGCGUCCCGGGUCUCCAGGGCCACCGGAAGGGACGGAAGUGGUCAACACCAUGUGUGGCUACAGAACCAUUGACAAGGAGCGCCUCAGCGUGCAGGAUGUCAUCUAUGUGCGGGGCUGCACCAACGCUGUGCUCAUCUGGUUCACGGACAACUACACCAUCAUGGCGGGCCUCCUGCUGGGCAUCCUGCUCCCCCAGUUCCUGGGGGUGCUGCUGACAUUCCUGUACAUCACCCGGGUGGAGGACAUCAUCAUGGAGCACUCUGUCACUGAUGGACUCUUGGGGCCCGGCGCCAAGCCCAGCGUGGAGGCGGCAGGCACAGGAUGCUGCAUGUGCUACCCCAAUUAGCGCCCCCGUCUGGACCGUGCCGGGAGCGCACCGCUCAGACCACAGCACGGGGGGCUGGACAGGACUGUGGAUCCUCUCCCCCACUUGGCACUGACCAAAACCCUGGCUGUGUUUGCUCCGGUGGCCUGUUCAGGCCUCCCUCGGCCACCGUCCCUCUGGGGAGCGGAGCCCUUCCCCAGCUCUGGGGUCCUGUGCCUGCCCACCCUCCUCAGCGUGGGGAACAAGGGCGCCCCUUCUCCAGGCCCGGGCCGCCGCGGAAGGGGGUGCUCAGCGCUCAGCUCAGGGCCCGUUUCAUUUCUGGCAAUGCCAUGGCCUGUGGUGUUUAUGCCCCUUUGAGGACAAUUUUGUAGUAAUUCGUAAGCGAGGACGGAGGAGACCGUGUGUGCCGUGUGGGGGCGGGGAUGUGGCCCCCAGGGCCCCGGAGUCCCUCAGCCACGCCCCAGAGGCCAGAUUGGGCUCAUAUCACAGCCUCAAGGGACCUUGAGCCUUCCCCAAGGCUGCUGCUUUGCUGACCCCAUUUUCUACGUGAUUUUGUAACAUUCAUUUUGUACACAGUUAACAGGAGUUUCUGACUAAUCAAAGCUGGGUGUUUCCCCACACACCCCACUCUUGCCUUUCCAAGCCAGGUUAUUAAUCAAACAAUAAAGAUGUGAUUUUUUUUUUUUUUA